AUCAACAGUGCUCAGCAUCUUCUGAGAGCUGCGCGAGGGAGAGAAGAGGAGGAAGAGGGGGAGAGACGGGGAAAGGGCGCAAGACAAACAGGGGAAAUCACAAUAAUGGAGUGGCGGCGGAAGAGGUUGGUUUCGCGAGCUCGGACUCUUCAUAUUUGACAUUUACAUUUUCUGUAAAUUGAAUCUAAAUUCUGUUUUAACGGGCUGUGCGCCGAUAUCUCCAGUAGCCUAGCUCACCUAGCUCAAGAAGCCCUCCACAGAUGCAGCAAAUGCUACACGUAAACGGGGGAUCCACCACUGGCACUAGGCAACGGUUUAUCAAUUCUGGUGGGCUUGAAUUAGAAUACUAAAGGACAUAUUUUGAAGGUAGCAUUGGUUGAGUAGAUUACAAAACCAUUGACCGUUUUACUGUGAAAUAUUGUAUUAUGGACUCCACUUGUUUUUUCCAAAAAGGAAAUGUUAGGCAUUAUAAAUGAUUAAUUAACAGUAUAUCUAUUCAUGUCUCAUUUCAACAAUGUGUAACCAUGUAGGUUCGCAGGUUGAAUGUACAAUGCUUUGGUAAAUUAAAAUAAAGGCUAGUUAAUAAUAAUAACAACAAUAAUAAUAAUAAUAAAUCAACGUCUUUGAAAUGGAUUUCUUCUGAAAAGCUACAUUGCUACCAAAUGACAAGCACACCUUUGGGAACUCGUGGAAACAACCAGAGACGAGCAAAAACUGUGAGUGAGUCACUGAAAUAAACUAAAGAAACCUAUAGUGGAAAACAUGUUGCCUUCACAAGAAGCCGCCAAGAUUUACCAUGACAACUACAUGCGGAACUCCCGUGCCAUCGGAGUACUCUGGGCGAUAUUCACCAUAUGCUUUGCCAUCAUCAACGUGGUUGUCUUCAUUCAGCCCUACUGGAUCGGGGACAGCGUGAGUACGCCGCAGGUGGGUUACUUCGGUUUGUUUCACCAGUGCGUUGGGAGUGGACCGCCCGACCGAGAGCUCGACUGCACGGGCAGCUUUACUGAGUUCAGCUCCAUCCCCUCCGGUGCCUUCAAAGCGGCCUCGUUCUUUGUACUGAUGUCCAUGAUUCUGAUUCUGGGCUGCAUCGCCUGUAUGGCGCUCUUCUUCUUCUGCAACACCGCCAGCGUCUACAAGACCUGUGCCUGGAUGCAGCUCCUAUGUGCUGUAUGCCUGGUGUUGGGCUGUAUAAUCUUUCCGAACGGCUGGGAUGCGGAGGUGGUGCGGGACCUGUGUGGGGAGGAGACGGGGAAGUAUACGCUGGGUAACUGCUCUGUCCGCUGGGCUUAUAUCCUGGCUAUUAUGGGCAUCCUGGAUGCCCUGAUCCUGUCCUUCCUGGCCUUCGUUUUGGGGAACAGGCAGAACGACAUUUUCCUGGAGGAACUCAAGGCUGACAACAAUAAAGAUUUCGCUGUGUCCAAGGUAAGUGACUUUAUUGAGGUCCGGGACAGAAGACGCGACCCAAGGUAUGUUGCAGUCCAGAGGUUCCACUGAGGUGCUCCUUGCCUUGGAUGACCGCACCCUGAGAGCCUCCUUGCCUUGGGUGACCCCCCUCUUAGAGGAUCCCUGCCUUGGAUGACCCCCCCUCUGAGGGGAUCCUUGCCUUGGAUGACCCCCCUCUGAGGGGAUCCUUGCCUUGGAUGACCCCCCUCUCCUCUACUCCCUCUCAUCCAGUCAUCAGGCUAAUAUCCAACCUGGCUCCAUGCGCAGACCACAUGUACAGCAUUCUGUAAUAUAAAACUGGGAGAAACUAUAUUUUACAUAGUAUUAUGUUGUAAAGUUCAUUAACACUACUAUAAAAAAAGACUAUAUUUGCAUAUAAAAUGUGUCCAAAUGGAACUAUACUUUGCAGCUUUACAGAAAUAGACCUCUGGGAAUUUAGAUACUGUACAUACAAGGCAAUGUAUAUAUUUGGAACAGUACAAUGAGCAGCAAACUAUAUAACCCUUCAAUGGAAAUUUGUUCAGUGUAUUUCUACCCUUUGCAAAAUGAUUUGAGUACAAAAAGUAGAAUAAAGCAGAACAAAACAAACAUUUUGUAAACAUUUAAUAGACCCCAUAAAACUGAAGCGUUUGGAGU
Molecule: messenger RNA, 2082 nt
Organism: Oncorhynchus kisutch (coho salmon)
Lineage: Eukaryota; Metazoa; Chordata; Actinopteri; Salmoniformes; Salmonidae
Product: LHFPL tetraspan subfamily member 4 protein
Exons: 4
Coding region: 763-1497 (244 amino acids)
Biological process (GO): sensory perception of sound; gamma-aminobutyric acid receptor clustering
Cellular component (GO): postsynaptic membrane; plasma membrane; inhibitory synapse
Molecular function (GO): GABA receptor binding
Source: RefSeq, a predicted model, not a curated record